CCGUAACAAUCGUUAAAACCGUAGUCUCAUCCAUUUAAAAUUUUUAUAAAAAAUGUAUUUCAGAUUUUCUGACAUUCAAGUUUGUUUGACAAACUCAUCGGUAUCUUGAACCGACCUUCGCCGUGAGAAGUCCACUUCCGAUACCCAUAAAUUCAACAUCCACAGGCCACUCCACUCACUGAAACAUCAUGGGGUCCAGAAAGACGCUUUCGUUGUCAUUAUUCUCUUCCUUUGUGUGCCUUAUAGUACUAUGCGCUGACCGCAAUAACGGGUCCGACCCUAAUUACUGGGAAAUCUUCGCCAAAAACGUGACCCAACAAGCCACAAACAAUUUAGGUAGCUUGGAUGACUCAGGAACUAGAAUAACGCAACAAGCGCACGACAGCUUUAGACCAGUUCGAGAAAUGCAGUCAAAAUUGGGCUUAAAAAACGGAAAUGGUGGUUCUAAGCUUGCCAUUUUCAGAGAUAGACGUUUCGUUAUAGAUGACGGCAUGUUUGAGUGUUAUGGCAACAUUUCCAUUAGAGACGGUUCCUGUUCUGGUAGUCUCCGCAAAUUUAGGUUUAAAGACAAGAAGGAAUAUUUUUGUCGUCUUCCAAUACAAGUGACUGUCAACAACUGGUACUGCAUUUCCAAUAGUCCUGUUAAUUUGUAUUUUAGCGAAGCUUAUUAUCAAUGUAUCAGCGUUGAUAAAGGAAUGGUUUUGUGGAUUAUGAAGAAGGGGUAUUCGGUUUUCUGCGGAAGGAGACGACCAUAGUGCUGACGUACAUUGUUCUAAUACUAAACCCUGUGUUUGUACAUUGACAGAA
Zophobas morio is the source of this 807-nucleotide messenger RNA. RefSeq lists its product as uncharacterized. The transcript is spliced from 4 exons. Bases 189 to 755 code for a protein of 188 amino acids. NCBI's taxonomy places the organism in Eukaryota, Metazoa, Arthropoda, Insecta, Coleoptera, Tenebrionidae. The record is from RefSeq and is a predicted model, not a curated record.